AUGUAUCUCACAAACGAAGAAAUAGACAUUUCAAAGACUUCUUCCAAGGUUUUGAAAUGGAGAAUGCCUUCUGUUUGUCAAACUGAUGAGUCCUCUACAUUUUUAUGGAAAGUUAUAUUUCUCCUUGAAGCGUCCGGAGAUAAGACAGAAAUUUCUUACGGUUAUAUCUUAUGGCUUAGAUAUUUUAACUUUUUCAAACCUGCAAACUUGAAAAAUAACCAAGGAUUUCAGCUUGUCCUCUCAAAAGAAAAAUAUUGGCUUUUUCUUAGAGAUGGUUUAAUUAGUCUUACCCACGAACACAAAAAGUUUGCAUUAACUUUGAUACAACUUUCCAUUCAGUCAUUAGCAACAAAUUUAUCAUUGCCUAUCAUAAAAUGGGAUUGUGCCAGAGAGACAGAGUAUGUUGAAAGUUGGAAGAGAUUUUGUACUCUAUAUGAAAUUUUAGGAAUUGAUGCAGCAAUGAACCAAGUCCAAGCUGCCUCUAAUGAUUUGUUGAAUGUUUUUGCACCGGAUUCUGAUAUUCCAGUGCCUUUUUCGUUGACUAUCCUUUCGGUUGGUUUCAAGGCAUCAAUGGACCGCAUAAAAAGCUUUGCUUUGAACUUAACUUUUAGUUUACCUAAAGAAAGUCUAAGUUUGUUCAAAAAUGAUUUCAAGUUUAUUUCGCAUGUCUUUUUACCAUUCACCAUGAAAUCAUUUCACUUUACAGUAUUCAAGAGUAUGGAUGGUAAUUACAGCUGUCAAUUUGGUGAGAAAAUUACUGAAUUUAUUAGCAAUUGUGUGGAAUCGCUCAGUAACUCACUUGAUAUCACGAAGCUAGUCAGUUUGAUCUUUGACGUUAUUAGCGAAAAUAGACUGACAUUCGGUAUUGCUCGUAUCUAUAUAGUUUGGGGUGUUUUGAACGGCUUACAAAAAAAGGGAAAUCUAGUUCUUGAGUCAUCAAUCCUUCCAUCUCUGUUGCCGCUUUUUGAAACUAUGGCGGAAGGAAACAUUUCGAAAACAACUUUGCAGACAAUACACCUGAGAAUUUUGCUUCAUCUUGACCCAGCCUCUGUUAAUUUGAGAAGUUAUCUUCAUGCACUAGUAUAUUUUAUUCAAAACAAUGGGUUUAGCUUAUAUGCAGAGAAUGAGGAGUUUUUCUUGGACUACUUUAAUGCGAAUUUUGGCAAGAAUGAAUUCGUAGAAUUGUUAACAAACAAUACUCAUAUUCUUUCUCCCGAAGAAUUUAUUGUCAUUUCAUCAUAUUUAUUGUCAAAAAAAACAGAUGUAUCUAUGAUUACUCCGUCUCUAUUAUCCCAUCCUAAAAAUCACGAAGUUUUAAUCCAAAUGGCAGUAUGCGGUCUUGAUUUACUACCAAUAUGGAAAAACCCAUUGAUAAUAUCUUGCAUCGAGCGUUUUGUAGAAGAGAUGGCGAUUGGUUCGAAGAAGUUUGACAUCUCAAUCUACUCAGACUGUCAGGCAUUGUUCAGAAACUCUUUUUUAUUCUCAAGUCAAUUUUGGGAAAGUAUGCCAUUAAAUUCAUUGUUCAGUGAAGUUUCGAAUUCUUUAAUUAACGUGGAUAAUAUGGAAGAAGCAUACUACCUUAUUGCGCAGUUCAAAUUCAUUACUGUUUGUUUUGGUAAAUGUAUCUACAAUGAGACCUUUGCAAUAUCUUUCGACUCGCUGAAAUUAUUACUCAAUAAUGCUUUACAAAAGGUUCCAAGGGGAAGUGAUACAAGAUUUUAUAAAGCCAAGGAUGAGUUGAUUUCUCUCAUCUUACAGAACAUCACCUCUCUAUUUAAGAUAUCUGUCUUUGAUGAAAACUUCAAAAAUGGUGUUUUAAAUUUAGCUAAUGAUGUGAUCUCAAUGUCUGAAUACCAUUCACAUUUAUCUAAUGUUAGGAUGAUUGCCGAGUUUCUCGAUUCAUCUGAUCAGGGCAAAAUUUUGACGGUAGGUGAAGCUAGUUCCAUAGUGUCAAGCUUACGUCUGAUUUGGGACGAUCUUGUUAAGGAUAGAUUGGUUCUGAACCAGCGUGAUUUACAUCAAGCAUUUAUCAGAUUGGUUUUGCACAAAAAAUUAUUGGUUUUUUCAAUAAAUCAAAAAGACUUGGCAGAAUCCUUGCUUACAAUCUUAGAGCAGGUUAUUGAAAACUCCUCUAGUAGAAAAGGUUUAUUGCCCUGUAUGUUCAAAGCUGUGUCUGACUAUCAGGUCAGCGAGGAAGAAAAUUUCGAAAAAACUUUAUGGUUGGCACGACUAUUGGUUAAGGGGGUAUUCGUUUUCCAAAGUGAGCUUAAUAUUUUCCAACUCGAUUGUACCAUUGCUCAAAAAUUUGAUAAAUUCUUGAACAUAUCAGGUGAGUCAUUAUACACUACAGUCUAUGGUGAUCCUGAAGUGAGUUACCGUGCUAAUAUUUUUGCAGUAGCCGCCUCUUUGAAAGCUGAAACCUUUUCAUCUGAAAUUUGGAAGUUCAUAUUUGAGAAUGACAGUAUGUUUCACCUAAUAAGGCCUAAGAAACGUACAGGGCACGAAGAACAAUGGAAACGUAUCCAAUUGCUUUCAUUGCUGACUUCAACCCAUGGUGUACUUAAACCAUCCGAACUCUUGCCUUACAUGAAAAAUCAUUUACUGCCAAGAUUAUUCAAAGAAGCUUCACCAUUGUGUCGUGCCUAUAUUGAAUGGUUGCUAUGUUUGACCAUUAUACGUAUGCCUGCUUUUAAAGAAGAUGUGUUUGGCACCUUGAAAGAAGGUUUUGAAGCACAACAACCAUUGGUUGUUGUCAGCUUCGAACGUAUCUCCAUGUUGAUUUCGAUGCAACUGCCAAAAGAGGAAGAAACAAAAUUUUUAACUCAAUUUGUUGCAGAUGUCAUUAUACCAACUUCGUCCUCAAAUCGUGCACUUAAUAGGCAUUUUUCCAGCAGUAUGGCAUGCCUCAUUUAUGAUCAAAUAGUUUCUCGGGAAAUCGAUUUCCCACCCUUAAUGAAAAACUCAUUGAAGAAGAUUCACGAGAUUGCACAUAAGGCUGAAGGUUAUGGCUCGUACCGUAGUGGUGAUGCAAUACUUUGGGAUAUCACAAAAGAUUGCAACUUGGUUUCUAUCACUGGUGGUUUAUUGUUGAAGGUAUGUGAUAGAGUCAUUGAUGCUAUUUAUCAAGCAGAUUACGAAAACUAUCUAACUGAGAAACAAAAAUCUAUUUUAAGGCUCCCAAUUGGUCAUGAUGAAAAAGAGUUAUGGAUCGCUUGUGACAGAAAGGAACAAGUGAAGUUAGAAAGCUUUUACGCAGAUGCUGAUAACGAAAAUGAAAAAUCAUCUUUAUUGCAAACGAAAAGUGGCGCUUGGUCCACAGUUAUGGAACUUGAUGAGAAUGUUCGGGCAGCAGCUCAAAUAAAAAGAUCGCCUUUGAUCGUCGUAUCAUCGUUGGUUGAUAAGGCGCCUAAUCUUGGAGGUAUUUGCAGACUAUGUGACUGUUUGGGAGCAGGAUGGAUGGCCGUUGACGAUUUAACAGUCAAAAACAAUUCAGAGUUCAAAAGUGUUGCGGUUACCGCUGAUAGAUGGAUGCCUUUAAUCGAAGUAAAAAUUCAAGAUAUCAUUGAUUUCAUGAGAUUAAAGAAAAAGGAAGGAUAUACUCUGAUUGGUUUAGAGCAAACUGAUAAAUCUGUGGAGUUAAACGGUGACCUUAAAUUCCCUGAAAAGUCACUGAUAUUACUAGGAAAGGAAAAGGAAGGUAUCCCAGGUGAUUUAUUGGCUGAAUUGGAUAUGUGCGUCAUUAUCAAACAAGUAGGUAUUGUCAGAUCGAUGAAUAUUCAGACUGCAACUGCUGUUAUUGUCCAUGCAUAUUCCUCUCAGCAUUGCUAA
Pichia membranifaciens NRRL Y-2026 is the source of this 3828-nucleotide messenger RNA. RefSeq lists its product as hypothetical. Gene Ontology annotation, molecular function: RNA binding; tRNA (guanine) methyltransferase activity. Gene Ontology annotation, biological process: tRNA methylation. The coding region runs from base 1 to 3828 and encodes 1275 amino acids. The transcript has a single exon. The record is from RefSeq and is a predicted model, not a curated record. Lineage: Eukaryota; Fungi; Ascomycota; Pichiomycetes; Pichiales; Pichiaceae.